Molecule: messenger RNA, 1707 nt
Organism: Herpailurus yagouaroundi (jaguarundi)
Lineage: Eukaryota; Metazoa; Chordata; Mammalia; Carnivora; Felidae
Product: cadherin-1-like
Biological process (GO): multicellular organism development; synapse assembly; cell morphogenesis
Cellular component (GO): flotillin complex; membrane; adherens junction
Molecular function (GO): calcium ion binding; cadherin binding; beta-catenin binding
Source: RefSeq, a predicted model, not a curated record
UGGGACAGAUGCCCACUCGCUGGCCUCUUCUGCACCUUUAUUGCUUUUCAGCUUUUCUUUCAUGCUGCGUCUUCGACUGGGAAUGCUGUGGAAGAGCCUACGGAGACUGUGAUCACAGUGGUAGGCCCAAAUGACAACAAGCCUGAAUUCACCCGGGUGGUCUUUGAGGCGUCUGUGAUGGAAAGAGCCCACCCAGGAACCUCCGUGAUGCAAAUCACAGCAACGGACGCAGAUGACCAUGAGAACACCUACAAUGCGGCCACUGACCCCUCGGCCAAGCUCAGCCAAGACCCCUCGGUGCCUCACCCCAACAUGCUCACCAUCAACCAGGACACAGGAAUCAUCGCUGUGCUCACUUCUGGGUUGGACCAACAGAUCGCUUCCGUAUACACCCUGACAAUUCAAGCUGCUGACCUCCAAGGUGAAGGCUUAAGUUCUACAGGGACAGCUGUGAUCACAGUCACCCACAGCAAUGCUAACCCUCCCCGCUUCAGCCCAACUUUGUACACGGGCCAGGUGUUUGAAAACAAGGUGGAUGCAGGGAUACUGAGACUGAAGGUGAAGAGAGAAGAUGCCCCAGGCUCUCCAGCAGGGAAGGCAGCGUUUUCCAUCCUGAAUGACAGAGCAGGCCUCUGCACUGUCACCACGGACCCGGAGACCAACAAUGGCCUUUUGAAAACAGCCAAGGGCUUGGAUUUUGAGACCACGCAGCAGUACGUCCUUUACGUGACAGUGGUGGAUGCAGCGCCCUUGGCAUCUCUCUUCACCUCUACGGCCACGGUCACCGUGGACGUGUUGGACGUGAAUGAGGCCCCUGUCUUUGUACCCCUGAUACAGAUGGUGGAAAUGCCCAAGGACACCAGUGUGGGCCAGGAGAUCACAUCCUACAGGGCCCAGGACCCAGACAGCUUCCGCUCUCAGGAAAUCAGGUACCAGAUAGGGCACGACCCCAGCCAUCAGCUGGACAUCAGCUCAGAAACAGGCGUCAUUUCCACUCGAGCCAGUCUGCACGAGGACAGCGUGGAGAACCACACAUUUUCGGCUGUUGUCAUAGCUGUAGACAACGGCAGGGGCUUGGAUGUUUCAUCUUUGGGCGACAUCCCUCUGUUGAUAUGAUGCUCUGAUGCCCAGCUCCACGUUGCGGCUGAGCUUGCGUACAUUAUCUCAACACAUCUUUCCCAGAAGCUGAUGAGGAGGGACUGUGUUCUCUUACCUGUUUUACUGAAAACACAGGAUUGAGAUUGCGAUGAAAACACAGGAUUGAGGAGUGAAAACGAUCCUCCCAGCAUCCCAGGGGGCAAGGAGGGGCUUGAGCCAGGCUGUCCAGGCUUCCGAGCAAAAUCACUCAGGGGGUCCAGCCUGGCUGCUGUGUUACAGCAAAGGUGACCGUGGGCACAGCACCACCCGCGCUGGGAAGAGAGUGGCAGGAUCUGCCUCCAGACACCCUAAGGGACAAAGUGCACACAUACUGGCCCAUGUCACACACACCUUCAACAAAUACCCAUUUGCACACUCACAUGUGCACAUUCACAUUCACAUAGAUCACAUUAAAACAGUCACUCAUGCACACUCCCACAGACUAACAUCCAUGCAGACUCACAAGCUCAUACGUGCACACGCACACAUCAUACACAUUCACACGAAUUGUCACACUCACACACACACUCUCAUAAGACCCUGCUCAGGUCACGUUGCCUGUGGCCACCA